Messenger RNA from Symbiodinium natans, 253 nucleotides. Lineage: Eukaryota; Dinophyceae; Suessiales; Symbiodiniaceae. The record is from the annotation of a GenBank genome assembly.
GCAUGGAGCAAGAGUGGACCAUUUCCCAUGGCCUCCAGCGCCUCGUGGAAGCCCCGCUCGCCUGCCCAGGGGAUCAGGUGAUCAGCUCUGUGCGAAAAACGGCGUCGGAAAUUAUUUACGGCUGCAGCCACGUCGCCUCCCUUGGAACAUGCAUGCCGGAAUGGUCCACGCAGAUAGAGACGAACUCGCCCGAACUCGAGGACGUCAAGGCCCUCAGGGGGCUUGCGGCCUCCUGCCCUCCGAACCACGGUCU